ACUCGGACAAACAUAAGUUUGGGAAUAUGAUUCAAAACUCGAUGAUGCGCAGUGGUUCUUGUUUACUAGCGUUACCAUGGAAACGGCCAGUUUGCUGAUCGCCAGUGUCGUAGUUAGAAGUGCAUUACGUAUCGCAGAGAGUGUUACUUAUUGGUUUGAUCGUGUUGGAUAUUUUAUUAAUAGUUUUUAGCUUAGUGUUUGGUAUAUUAGUAGUAGUAAUUAGUGUAUUAUUAAGACAUUUAGUGUAUCUCUAGUGUGUUAAGUUAAGUCAUUAGUUAUUUAACAAUAUGCCUCAUAAAAAGAUAGGAAUCAAAGGGCUGGGAUUGAAUAGCCAAGCAAAGGCAAUCAUUUAUAAUGUUACUACAUUUAUGGAACAAGAGGCAGCACAUUUCAAAACAACCGAAAACCUGUUAAUACCUUUAAGUAAAUUGACGGAUAGGAUUCUAGCAGCGACGGGUAUAAGCAAAAACACCUUAACCAAAAUAAGAAAAGAAGGUAGAGACGUAAAUAAAAAUGAAGCGACUAGUUUAUCUUUUAAAAGUCCAAAAAGAAAACGUUGUCGUUCCAAAAAAAUUGAAUUUAGCAGUGGACAAGUGAAAACCAUAAAAAAUAUUAUAUACGACUUCUACACCAUCGAGAAAAGAUCCCCUACAAUUAAUGGUAUCUAUCAAAAACUAAAGAACAAACAAAUGGAAUUUCCAGGGUCAAAGGAAACAUUAAGGAAAACGAUAAUUGGAUUAGGCUUUAGGUAACAUAGUAAAAGUAAUUAUUCAGCUUAAAAAAUAAAAUUGUAUAAUGGAUAA
Molecule: messenger RNA, 803 nt
Organism: Diabrotica virgifera virgifera (western corn rootworm)
Lineage: Eukaryota; Metazoa; Arthropoda; Insecta; Coleoptera; Chrysomelidae
Exons: 3
Coding region: 288-752 (154 amino acids)
Source: RefSeq, a predicted model, not a curated record